CGUUGCGGCGGCGACGGCGACCACGGUGCCCUCGUUCACCUUGCCGGCAACCUGCUCGGGGAUGAGCACGCCGGCCUUCGUCUGCUUCGCCGCCAGCGUGCGCUUCACCAGCACGCGCGGGCCAAGCGGCUGCAGCUUCCUCAGGGCGGAGAACGUGGCGCGGAACAUUGGCGAGAGUGUGGGUUUCUGUUGCGGCUGUUUCUCGUAAAAAUAAAAAGAAGAAGUGACUUCCUUGUUUUUUCUGUUUUGCGUGUCGCGGUGGUCGCUUUCGCUUUUUUCUUAUUGGCAACGGGGGUGGGAGCAAAAGCGGGAGGUGGCGGCGGAGGCAGCAAAACGUUUACUGGAGGAACAGACGCAGAGACAAGAAAGCAGCAGCGUGCAUGCCUACGAAGUACUUUGGCCCUUCGAUCCCGUCGCUGGGGGUGUUUGGCAAAAGACAUGGCAACAAAAACUGCCAAACAGAAAGGAGUUGAAGACGAUGCGGCAGGGCCUCAAAUGCACGGCUCACGUCUCGUCUAG
Molecule: messenger RNA, 519 nt
Organism: Trypanosoma conorhini
Lineage: Eukaryota; Euglenozoa; Kinetoplastea; Trypanosomatida; Trypanosomatidae
Exons: 1
Source: RefSeq, a predicted model, not a curated record